AUGAACCGCACUCUCCUACAUGGAGUUCGAGUCAUCGAGCUGGCCGGACUUGCUCCUGUACCCCACUGUGGGAUGGUGUUAGCUGACUUCGGUGCUACUGUCACAGUUAUUGAUAAGCCUAUCCGCGAUGGAGACAUACCCAUGGAACAGCGCAUGGCAGAACGUAAAACACAACAAAGUCUGGAUCUGAAAUCAUCAAAAGAUGUAGAGAAGCUCAAAAAACUCUGCCAAACCAGCGAUGUACUUCUCGAUCCGUAUCGCCCAGGUGUUUUGGAACAACUAGGUCUUGAUCCAGUCAGGCUUCUCGAGGUGGGUUUCCGAGAAUCCUCCAAUACCGCCUUGCUCAGCACCCUUGAAGCACCCUAG
Messenger RNA from Haemonchus placei, 366 nucleotides. NCBI's taxonomy places the organism in Eukaryota, Metazoa, Nematoda, Chromadorea, Rhabditida, Trichostrongylidae. The record is from the annotation of a GenBank genome assembly.